Messenger RNA from Rhodotorula graminis WP1, 1005 nucleotides. RefSeq lists its product as uncharacterized. NCBI's taxonomy places the organism in Eukaryota, Fungi, Basidiomycota, Microbotryomycetes, Sporidiobolales, Sporidiobolaceae. The transcript is spliced from 2 exons. The record is from RefSeq and is a predicted model, not a curated record. The annotation marks the transcript as partial.
AGCGCCGCGCGCGACACGGGCGGCACGCUCGUCAGCCUGCCGCACAAGGCGCCGCCGCCGCAGACGGGCCUCGUCGGCGCCCUCACGUCGCACCAACGCGAGAAGGAGCGCAGCGGCGGCGUCGGGCGUGCGCUCACCGAGCAGCAGCGCGAGCGCAAGCUCGCCGAGCAGCGCCAGAAGCAGCUCGACGAGCUCCAGAAGCAGCAGCUCGCCCUCAUGCAGCAGCAGAUGCAGAUGGCGCAGUUCGGCGCCGGCCCAGGCGCGAGCCCGUACGGCCAGAUGGGCCAGAUGGGCUCGAUGGGCUCGAUGCAGUCGCUCGGCGGCUACGGCGGCGGCGGGAGCAACCCGUGGAUGAUGGGCGCCGGCGGCAUGGGCAUGAUGCCGCCGAUGGGCAUGGGCGGCGGGUUCGGCGCGUUCCCGCAGAUGGGCGGCGGGCAGUCGCACAUGGGCGGCUCGCCGCAGCUCCAGCCGCAGCAGACGGGCGAGGGCGUCAACCAGCAGCAGCAGGCGUUCCAGCAGCAGCAGGCCAUGAUGGCUGCCCAGCACGCCGCUCAGCAAGCCGCUCAGCAAGCCGCCCAGCAGGCCUACCUCGCCGCCAUGUCGCAGUUCCAGGGCGCCUCGUCGCCCAACGGCGGCGUCUCGCCUUCGCUCCCGCCCACCUCGUUCGCCUCGAUGCCGUCGAUGCAGUUCAUGCCGUCGCCGUACGGCUACCCGACGUCGCCGUCGAUGGGCGGCGGCUUUGGCGGCUUCGCGCCCGGCCAUGGCCAGCAGCCCAGCAUGUACGCCCCGAGCGGCUUCACGGGCAUGAACAACAUGCAGGUCCCGGGCGCAGGGGCGGGCGGCGAGGACGCGCCGGCGAGGGCGAUGAGCCCGUUGGACCUCAAGGGCGGGCAGCAGCAGCAGCGGCGGGACGCGAGCGAGUAGAGGGAGGAGGGUCGCAGCUAUCGUCGGCGUUUUCUGAGUAUCUCAAACGUGCAAGGACACUCUCUUAAUGUUGCUCGAGCC